AUGCACAAUGUACAUCUAGAAAUAGUAGAUCAAUAUUUCCAGAAAGAAUCAUCUUCCCCCCCCCCGCUUCCCCUCAUUUCCCCCCCUGCUUCCCCUCAUCUCCCCCCCCCUGCUUCCCCUCAUUUCCCCCCCUGCUUCCCCUCCUUUCCCCCUCUGCCUCCCCUCCUUUCCCCCCCCCCUUUCCUUUCCCCCCCUCCUUCCCCUCCUUUCCCCACCUGCUUCCCCUACUUUCCCCACCUGCUUCCCCUCCUUUCCCCACCUGCUUCCCCUCCUUUCCCCACCUGCUUCCCCUCCUUUCCCCACCUGCUUCCCCUCCUUUCCCCACCUGCUUCCCCUCCAUUCCCCACCCGCUUCUCCUCUUUUCCCCCCCUGCUUCCCCUCCUUUCCCCACCUGCUUCCCCUCCUUUCCCCCCCUGCUUCCCCUCCUUUCCCCACCUGCUUCCCCUCCUUUUCCCCCCUGCUUCCCCUCCUUUCCCCACCUGCUUCCCCUCCUUUCCCCACCUGCUUUCCCUCCUUUCCCCACCUGCUUCCCCUCCUUUCCCCACCUGCUUCCCCUCCUUUUCCCCCCUGCUUCCCCUCCUUUCCCCACCUGCUUCCCCUCCUUUUUCCCCCUUGUUUCCCCUCCUUUCCCUACCUGAUUCCCCUCCUUUUCCCACCUGCUUCCCCUCCUUUCCCCACCUGCUUCCCCUUUUUUCCCCACCUGCUUCCCCUCCUUUCCCCACCUGCUUCCCCUCCUUUUCCCACCUGCUUCCCCUCCUUUCCCCACCUGCUUCCCCUCCUUUCCCCACCUGCUUCCCCUCCUUUCCCCCCCUGCUUCCCCUCCUUUCCCCACCUUCCUCCCCUCCUUUCCCCACCUGCUUCCCCUCCUUUCCCCACCUGCUUCCCCUCCUUUCCCCACCGGCUUCCCCUCCUUUCCCCACCUGCUUCCCCUCCUUUCCCCACCUGCUUCCCCUCCUUUCCCCACCUGCUUCCCCUCCUUUCCCCACCUGCUUCCCCUCCUUUCCCCACCUGCUUCCCCUCCUUUCCCCACCUGCUUCCCCUCCUUUCCCCACCGGCUUCCCCUCCUUUCCCCCCCUGCUUCCCCUCCUUUCCCCACCUGCUUCCCCUCCUUUCCCCCCCUUCUUCCCCUCCUUUGCCCCCCUUGUUUCCCCUCCUUUCCCACCUGCUUCCCCUCUUUUCCCCACCUGCUUCCCCUCCUUUCCCCACCUGCUUCCCCUCCUUUCCCCACCUGCUUCCCCUCCUUUUCCCACCUGCUUCCCCUCCUUUUCCCCCCUGCUUCCCCUCCUUUCCCCACCUGCUUCCCCUCCUUUCCCCACCUGCUUCCCCUCCUUCCCCCACCUGCUUCCUCUCCUUUCCCCACCUGCUUCCCCUCCUUUCCCCACCUGCUUCCCCUCCUUUCCCCCCCUGCUUCCCCUCCUUUCCCCCCCUGCUUACCCUCCUUUCCCCACCUGCUUCCCCUCCUUUCCCCACCUGCUUCCCCUCCUUUCCCCACCUGCUUCCCCUCCUUUCCCCACCUGCUUCCCCUCCUUUCCCCACCUGCUUCCCCUCCUUUCCCCCCCUGUCCUCCUCAUUCCUCCCCGUCCUGUCCUCCUCUCUCCAACAGGUCCUCUCUCCCUACUAACCCACUUCUUCCCCCCGCCUGUCCUCCACUCUACCCCCUGCCCUCCCUUCUCUAACCACACCUCUCUCCCUCCUGCCCCUCCUGUCCCCCCUACCGUCCUCCUCUCUCCCCCUGUCCCCCUCUAUCCCCCUGUCCUCCCUUUCCUCCCCUUCUUCCUCCUAACUCCUCUCCCCACCUUCCAUCUCCUUCCUUCUCACUCCCCUCUUCCCCUCAUGUCCCCUCCUGCUUCUCCUCAUUUCCACCCGCCAGUGCCUCAUUCCCUUUCCUCAGUUCCUUCAUUUAUCCAUGCCUCCAACCCUCCUCCGUUCAUCCCUGCCUCCCACCGUUCGAGGCUCGCUUCCGUCCAUUCCACGGCCAUCCCAUCAUCCCUUCCUCCCUCCCUCUGUUUCUCACUACUGUCAUCCUCCCUUCCACGACUCCUCAUGUCCAACCAUCCACAUUUUUCACCCCUCCUCCCAUCCUCUCCUCCCUUCCUCAUUUUCAUGUGA
Messenger RNA from Closterium sp. Yama58-4, 2109 nucleotides. NCBI's taxonomy places the organism in Eukaryota, Viridiplantae, Streptophyta, Zygnematophyceae, Desmidiales, Closteriaceae. The record is from the annotation of a GenBank genome assembly.